Molecule: messenger RNA, 1870 nt
Organism: Ilyonectria robusta
Lineage: Eukaryota; Fungi; Ascomycota; Sordariomycetes; Hypocreales; Nectriaceae
Product: chromate transporter-domain-containing protein
Exons: 4
Coding region: 124-1644 (506 amino acids)
Biological process (GO): chromate transport
Molecular function (GO): chromate transmembrane transporter activity
Source: RefSeq, a predicted model, not a curated record
UCGUAUCCUAGGCGUCGCUGUCCUUCAAGAAGAUCCAUCGCAAAGGAGAAGCGGGUGUCGAAAACAGGUCGUAAGUUGAGUGUGUGGUCCGACCACGCGCGAGCCUUUGAGGAACCCUGAGCAAUGGCUAUUCGACGAUGGGAAGGCUGGCAUCCAGCGGACCUCAGCGGGAGAUUCUGGAAUACUAUCAGCAAGAACUACCAUCUCGGCUUCACGUCCUUCGGAGGACCACCAGUGCAUUUCAAGAUUUUUCAUGACAAGUUUGUGAGGAAGCUACAAUGGAUCGACGAGCAAGUGUAUCAGGAGCUCUUCAGUGUGUGCCAGGCCUUCUCUGGCCCUGGCAGUACAAAGAUGCACUAUUGUAUUAACCUCAUUCACGAUGGUUUUCUCCCUGCCGCACUGGGCUUCUUUAUUUGGAGCCUGCCCGGAGCUUUGGGAAUGUACGGCCUAUCCAUCGGCGUCUCUAACAUCGGAACGUCUCUUCCUCAACCUGUUUACGCACUUCUAUCUGGUCUCAAUGCCUCUACCGUUGGUAUCAUCGCCCUCGCUGCUGUCCAACUGUCGGAAAAGGCCAUCACAGACAAGAUGACGCGUAUCCUCGUGUUCCUCGGCGCUGCCGCCGGCAUGCUGUACAACGCUCUGUGGUACUUCCCGCUUCUUAUGUUCCUCGCUGGAAUCGUUGCCAUCGUCCACGACUUCCGCUGGCUUCAUGGUCCCGUCAAGGCGGUGGUCAAUACGUUGAGGAAUCCCGGGAAAAGGCGUCGGGCACCGGAGGAAGAAAACAUCGAACUGCCGCCUCAGCAGGAAACUAGCCACGAGAACACCUCUACCAGACGAGCGAACCAGACGGAGGGACAGCAGGGUCAAGGCAAGGAUGAGAAUACGGCACAGCCGACUCUUCCUCUCACUGAGCGCGCGCCGCCGUCCGCCGAAGGGGAACCCCGCGUUGUCCCACCGGAGCGCAACCUCAAUUUCUCGUGGGAAUUCGGUCUCGGACUCAUCGUGUUCUUCCUCAUCACCUUCGUUGUCAUCAUGGUUCUGCGCAGCCUCCUGCCGAUCAAGUCGCUUCUGUUCAGCUUCUUCGCCAACAUGUACCUCGCAGGUACGAUCAUCUUUGGCGGUGGACCGGUUGUCAUUCCACUCCUUCGCGAAUAUGUCGUUGCCGAGAAUUGGGUCAGUCCUCGAGAUUUCUUAAUUGGGCUGGCUAUCCAGCAGAGCUUCCCAGGUCCGAACUUCAACUUUGCAGUAUACCUCGGCGCCUUGACUGCGAUCAACGGUGGAUACAACUCGGCUACCGGAGCAGCUCUAGGUUUUGUCGGUAUCUACGCUCCUGGCCUCAUCACGGUCCAUGGUACUAUGGGUAUAUGGAGUGCUAUUCGUGGCCUUAGGUGGGUCAAGUCGCUUCUCAGGGGCGUCAAUGCCGCUGCCGUUGGGCUUAUCUAUACCGCGGUUUAUCGCCUCUGGCAGAUCGGAUACAUAGAUGAGGGAUUCCAGCAAGGCACCAGUCUUGGAUUGGAGCCGUGGUGGGUUGUCGUGAUCGCCACGAGCUAUGUUGGAGGCUAUUGGUUUGGCGUAAGCCCUCCGGUUGCUAUCGUCAUGGGUGCUGUGUUGGGUCUGAUUUGGUAUGCCGUUGUCUCAGGUUAAUCCUACACUUUGAGGCUGGGCAUGUCGCCAUGAGCACGUUUGCAUUGUUCCUAAAUCCUCGCUGUAUUGGUUCAGAGUAUGUCAGGUUGCGGGCACUACGAACAGAGGAACACUUUGAGACGACUAUUAUCAUAACUUCACGGUUGCGCCUUGGGUCGGAACGGUUGACUUGAUUCCUCAGUAGCCAAAUGCUAGAAGCCCAGUUGUUGUCACUACCCGAAGGUGA